Molecule: messenger RNA, 1142 nt
Organism: Haliotis rufescens (red abalone)
Lineage: Eukaryota; Metazoa; Mollusca; Gastropoda; Lepetellida; Haliotidae
Exons: 2
Coding region: 1-1029 (342 amino acids)
Source: RefSeq, a predicted model, not a curated record
AUGCCCAUAGUCCCUUCUUUCAGUUAUAUGCCCAUCGUCCCUUCUUUCAGUUAUAUGCCCAUCGUCCCUUCUUUCAGUUAUAUGCCCAUCGUCCCUUCUUUCAGUUAUAUGCCCAUCGUCCUUUCUUUCAGUUAUAUGCCCAUCGUCCCUUCUUUCAGUUAUAUGCCCAUCGUCCCUUCUUUCAGUUAUAUGCCCAUCAUCCCUUCUUUCAGUUAUAUGCCCAUCGUCCCUUCUUUCAGUUAUAUGCCCAUCGUCCCUUCUUUCAGUUAUAUGCCCAUCGUCCCUUCUUUCAGUUAUAUGCCCAUAGUUCUUUCUUUCAGUUAUAUGCCCAUCGUCCUUUCUUUCAGUUAUAUGCCCAUCGUCCCUUCUUUCAGUUAUAUGCCCAUCGUCCCUUCUUUCAGUUAUAUGCCCAUAGUUCUUUCUUUCAGUUAUAUGCCCAUCGUCCUUUCUUUCAGUUAUAUGCCCAUCGUCCUUUCUUUCAGUUAUAUGCCCAUCGUCCCUUCUUUCAGUUAUAUGCCCAUCGUCCCUUCUUUCAGUUAUAUGCCCAAGUCCUUUCGUUUAGUUAUAUGCCCAUCAUCCCUUCUUUCAGUUAUAUGCCCAAAGUCCUUUCUUUCAGUUAUAUGCCCAUCGUCCCUUCUUUCAGUUAUAUGCCCAUCAUCCCUUCUUUCAGUUAUAUGCCCAUCGUCCCUUCUUUCAGUUAUAUGCCCAUCGUCCCUUCUUUCAGUUAUAUGCCCAUCGUUCUUCCUUUCACUUAUAUGCCCAUCGUCCCUUCUUUCAGUUAUAUGCCCAUCGUCCCUUCUUUCAGUUAUAUGCCCAUCGUCCCUUCUUUCAGUUAUAUGCCCAUCGUCCCUUCUUUCAGUUAUAUGCCCAUCGUCCCUUCUUUCACUUAUAUGCCCAUCGUCCCUUCUUUCAGUUAUAUGCCCAUCGUCCCUUCUUUCACUUAUAUGCCCAUCGUCCCUUCGUUUAGUUAUAUGUCCAUUCUUUCAGGCGAAUUCCCAUUUCCUUUCUUUCAGUCGUGUGCCCAUAUAGUAUGACAUUGUCUCAAACUGGAAGUAUGUGUGACAAGAUAUUUAUUGUAAACUUCAUGAUAUGAAUGAGUAUGUAUAUGACAAGGGCACAAGCAAUAAAAUUAGGUUCUCAUA